Molecule: messenger RNA, 2736 nt
Organism: Miscanthus lutarioriparius
Lineage: Eukaryota; Viridiplantae; Streptophyta; Magnoliopsida; Poales; Poaceae
Source: the annotation of a GenBank genome assembly
AUGAGCAGGGCAUUUACUUGGUUUGCAGAUAUAUGCAUCGGUGAUUUGGUCAUUCGGUUGCCUGCCUGCCAAGGAAGGAGUAUCCCUGAAAUGGAGAAAGCAAUCGAUUGGAUGUCCUUGUUCCCAUCCCCCUUCGUUUUACUACUUCCCUCCCUGAUGAUCAGCCUUGUAUGUGCAACAGAAAACCUCCUUCCAGGACAAAUCCUGAAUGCUAAACGGAGUUUAGUCUCCAAAAAUGGCGCCUUCAAGUUGGGUUAUGACUGCACCAACCCUCAAGCUGAUACUUAUUCCUUCUGUGGUCUGGGCAUCUGGUUUGCUAACUCGUCGUCACCUUGCAAAUCUGAUUAUAUUCCAGUUUGGCAACCUCAUCUGGAUACUGAUGAUCCUGGUACUUAUUUCUCAUCACCAUAUUAUAACCUCUCAGUCUCAGAGGAAGGAUUGCUACAGAUCACGGGCAAUGGUUAUUUGGCUCGGUCCUCAUCAUCCUACAUGACGACUGCUUCUAUCUCUGCUGUUGCAGUGCUUCUUGACAAUGGAAAUCUUGUGGUAAGAGACAAAGAAAACAGUUCCAUGAUGAUCUGGCAGAGUUUCGAUUUCCCAGCUACGACACUGCUCCCUGGACGAUACCUGGGAUUCAAUAGGAUAACUGGCGAGAAUGCUACCCUUGCUAUUAAUUCCUAUUCCUAUUUUUUGGGCGGGGACUCACUUAUAUAUACACUGUCACUCGAUGCAACUAGAAGGAGAGGUUUUAUUAUCCAGCAGAACCCCGAUGGUCCGACGUUUGCUGAUAGCUUAUGCAACUUUGAUUCAUACUGUGGACCUUACGGCCUCUGCACAACAUCAGGCUCUUGUGUAUGCCCUGUUGGUUUUGAUCCACCAUCGACCAGUGCAUGGAUUGCUGCUGGUUGUUCAAGAAAGGUCCCUCUAAACUGUGGGAAUGUUGAAGUGACGUUUCAUCCAAUAGAUGGCAUCCAUGCAUAUCCUCAGAAUGCUUUGAAGUUGGAAGCUGCAAACAUGAGUGAGUGUCAAUCCUCUUGCUUAAGGAACUGUACCUGUACUGCCUUUGCUUACAAUACAAGUUGCUUACUGUGGUUUUGGGAGCUGCGGAAUACAGUAGUGCUUGACUGCGGUCCAAAUGGCAACCAUAUGUACAUACGCAUAGCAACCAACCAACAGUCAGGUUCUAGAACUGCUCCACUGUUUUCUUUCAGGAGAAGAGUGGUUCUUGGAUCUGCGAUUGGUGUGAUAACCGUAUUUGCUGUUAGUUUGAUUCUUUUAUUGAGAUGCAGAAGAAAGCUUUUCAAGGCUACAACAAUUGGUGGCAAUGGAAGUCUCAUGGUAUUCUCAUUUGUACAAAUAAGGAAAUCAACCAAAACAUUCUCCGAGAAACUUGGAGAAGGAGGCUUUGGCUGCGUUUUCAAAGGGGUGUUGCCAGACUGCACUGUAGUGGCUGUCAAGAAGCUAAAAUGCCUGAGACAGGAAGACAAACAAUUCCGAGCAGAGGUGCAGACCAUAGGUAUGAUUCAGCAUGUCAAUAUUGUUCGUCUACUUGGGUUUUGCGCCAAAUACAGUGGAAGGUUCCUGGUGUAUGAAUAUAUGCCAAAUGGUUCUUUGAGUAGCCACCUAUUCUCCAGGAGAUCCUCUAACCUAAGCUGGGAGCAGUGGUACUCGGUCGCUCUUGGAAUUGCACGCGGCUUGGCUUAUCUGCAUGAGGGAUGCAAGGAUUGUAUUGUGCACUGUGACAUGAAGCCAGAUAAUGUACUUCUUGACGCAGAUCUCUGUCCUAAGAUCGCAGAUUUUGGGAUGGCAAAGCUUCUUGGUCGAGAUUUCAGCAGGGCCCUGACGACAAUGCGAGGGACCAUCGGGUACCUCGCGCUGGAGUGGAUCUCAGGGCUACCAAUUACACACAAGGCUGAAGUUUACAGCUAUGGAAUGACGCUUCUAGAAAUCGUAUCAGGGUUAAGGAAUUCGGAGAAAAUCAAGGAAGGGAUGUUCACUUACUUUCCAACCUAUGCUGCAGUUAAGGUGAGUGAAGGAGAUGUCAUGUGUCUGUUAGAUAGUAGGCUGGAGGGCGAUGCUGAUGAGGAGCAGCUAAAGAGAGCCUGUAGAGUCGCAUGCUGGUGCAUUCAGGAUGCUGAAGAUCACAGGCCGAUGAUGGGGCAGGUUGUUCACAUACUGAAGGGUGUCAUGGGCGUCGAUUUUCCACCUGUUCCCAGCGACUACCUCUUCAAGCUGCUCAUCAUCGGCGACUCCUCCGUCGGCAAGUCCUGCCUCCUCCUCCGGUUCGCUGACGAUUCGUUCGUCGACACCUACAUCAGUACCAUCGGCGUUGAUUUCAAAAUCCGCACUGUCGACCUCGAUGGAAAGACUGUCAAGCAACAGAUUUGGGACACAGCAGGCCAGGAAAGGUUCAGGACAAUUACAAGCAGUUACUACCGAGGAGCUCAUGGAAUCAUCAUCGUGUAUGACGUGACAGACAUGGAGAGCUUCAAUAACAUCAAGCAGUGGUUGAGUGAGAUUGAUAGGUAUGCCAGUGACAACGUGUGCAAGCUUCUAGUUGGGAACAAGUGUGAUUUGGUUGACAGUAAGGUUGUUGACACUGAAAAGGCAAAGGCUUUUGCAGAUUCGUUAGGAAUUCCCUUUAUCGAGACAAGUGCAAAGGAAUCCAUCAAUGUGGAGGAAGCUUUCCUAACCAUGUCAUCAGAAAUCAAGAAAAGGAAAAUUAUGCACAACUGA